UUCAAAUUCUAAGCAAACACAUACACAUAACACAUUGACAUAAUUGGUCCAUCCAAUUUUUUUUCUUCUUUUUCUCAUUUGAAAGAAAAUGCAGUAUGAAUUAAGAGAGGGUUUUCGGCGUAUAUAAACCUCUGAAAGUAUCUCUCGAUCUUCUUCUCUCGUCUCACAUUCCCACUCUUUCUCCGCCCCCACCUUCCCCAACAACCACGUUUCAUCCCAGUUUCCCGUUUGAUAACAACACCGCUAACGGUUGGACCGCCCGGUCCGACCCGUAUUCAAUUCCACUAUCCCUCACAUUCUAACACUUCUCUUCGCUAACCUUCAACAUCUCGUUUCAGUAAAACCCAAAUGCCUAAAUGCCUCUUUCUGUAACCACAAUAGUCCACUCAAUUUUCAAUCUCGUCGUACUCACCUUCUCUUCUCAACUCUUCUUCCUUCCCUCAAUCACUAUAAAUCAUGGUUACUCGAUUAUCAACAAAAUUCAUGAACAUCUGCAUAUCCUCAAUGUGCAAAUCGAACCAAAUACUAAAAGCCGAAGUUGUUUUAAUAGACGCCAUCAAGCUAGGAGUUCUCCCAGACACUGUUACAUACAACACUUUAAUCGACGCGUAUUGUCGUUUCGUCAGCAUCGAUGCAGGUUACACCAUUCUAUCCAGAAUGAAAGAAGCAGGAAUUAACCCUGAUGUUGUUUCGUAUAAUUCUUUGAUAUCAGGUGCUGUUAGAAAAUGUUUGUUAUCAAAAUCCCUCCAACUGUUCGACGAAAUGCUUCAGUCAGGAAUUAACCCGGAUGUGUGGAGUUAUAAUAUAUUAAUGCAUUGUUUGUUUAGGCUUGGUAGACCUGAUGAAGGGUAUAAGAUUUUCAGGGAUAUAGUCGAGCGUGCUGAAAUGUAUCCUUCUAUGGCGACUUAUAAUGUUAUGAUUAACGGGUUGUGCAAAAACGGGUAUGUUCAUAAUGCACUUAUGUUGUUUAGGAACUUGCAGCGUCGUGGAUUUGUUCCUCAUGUGUUGACUUAUAACGCGAUGAUUAAUGGGUUGUGUAAGGGUAGGAGGUUGGCAGAUGCGAGGAGGGUGUUGAGUGAGUUUUGUGAUUAUGGGUAUGAGCCGAAUGCGAUUACUUAUACCACGGUUAUGAAGUGUUGUUUUAGGUGCGGGAGGUUGGAGCAAGGGUUGGAGAUAUUGUCGGAGAUGAGGAGGAAAGGUUAUACGUUUGAUGGGUUUGCUUAUUGUACUGUGGUUGCUGCGUUGGUGAAGACUGGGAGGAUUGAGGAAGCGGAUGAGAUUGCUGGGAAGAUGACGAGUAAUGGUUUGGUGCCGGAUCUUCCUUCGUAUAAUACGAUGAUUAACCUUUUUUGUAGGCAAGGGAAGUUCGAGGAGGCGUUGAAGUUGGUGGAUGAGAUAGAGAAACAAGGACUGAAAUGUGAUCAGUACACGCACACGAUUAUAAUCCAUGGAUUGUGUAAGAUUGGCAAUUUUGAGGGUGCUGAGAAGCAUUUGGAAUACAUGAAGUCAUUGGGUUUUGGUUUUAAUUUGGUGGCAUUUAACUGCAUGAUUGAUUGUUUGGGUAAAGCUGGUCAUAUUGAUCAGGCAGUGAAGGUUUUUGAUAGUAUGGAGGUUAAAGAUUCUUUCACUUAUACUAUUUUGGUGCACAACCUUUGCAGGGCAAAAAAGUUCCUUUUUGCUUCAAAGCUUUUGGUUGCUUGUUUGAAAUCUGGUUUUCAGAUCUUAAGGGCUACUCAAAGAGCAGUUAUUAAUGGUCUAUGUACCGCUGGUUUUGUCAAUGAAGCCAGGAAAGUUAAGUCAAAAAUCCGGAUGGCUCGAUUGAUGCAUUGAUUACAUACAUGGCAGGUGCUAUGUUGAACUUUGGGCUGUGCAUUUAUUAUUGGAACAAUGUUAAGAUAACAAAAGAAUGGCAUUCUGAUUCUGAUACAUUAAUUCAGUGAUUUGAUCACAGUAACCAUCACUCAAAGGGAGAAUGUUAUCAUUAUGCUACAAGGUGUUUGGUAAUUUACUGAUAAACCCGGCCAACUACUAUAUCUUUUGAUGAUUUUUGCUUGGUCUUACUGGAUAAAUACCUUUUUGUUGUAUUUGCUUAGCAAUGUUGACUAAUGAAGUUCUCGUGAAAAAUGAAAAUUAACACAGGUGUACAUAUAAAGUACAAAAUUUGAGAAAUGACAAAUUUGAGUGUAUUUAGGUGUUUUUUCUCCCUCCCCAUUUUAGGAAGGUAGACCUUAGAACUUUUACAACAUAUCAGGAACUAUCUUCUGACCUUGAGAAGAUAUUCAGGUGUUUUGCCCUAGGUCAAUGUGGUUCCCAUGGAGCUCUAGGAAGAGAAAUGUUGAUGAGUGCAAGCCCAGGGACCUUUUGCAUGGUUCAGAUUAUGUUCUCCCGUAUGAAUAUAAAGGAUGUCAUUGAUUCUUGCAGAAGGCUGAAAAUCGUGAAGGAUUCUGAUGCCAUUGGCUUAGGUUGCCUUUAUUCCAGUGAAACAAAGUGCAUUCAAGGGACUGUAGUGACUAGUGAGAAGUGAACUGCUUCCAUUCCGUAAAAAGCAGAAGGCUGAUUAGUUUGUGACAAAAGCAAAUUGUAUUGGAUUGGUCUUUUCAGGAAAACAGAGAAUUUUUGGUGAAUUUAAUAAAAGAGUCUUUACUAAAUUAGAAUAAUCUUGGACUACUAGAUAGAGCUUUUGUUUAUCAUACUGAACAGCUAAGCAUGUACUAAAUCAGUGAAUGGUGUCCUCAUUAAACCAUUUCCCAGUGAAGAUCUAGUUCAAUUGUUUGAAUAAUUUAUAAUAGCGCUGAGCAAAAUUCUAAUUUCAAAUCUGAUUCUACUUAAUCUAAAUAAUAGAUAUCACUCUUUUCUUUGUUAUAUCCGAUUUUAAUUAAUCUAAAUAAUGAAAUUUUAUUCUAUUUAUUCUAUCAUAUACUGGUCA
Vicia villosa (hairy vetch) is the source of this 2926-nucleotide messenger RNA. RefSeq names its product putative pentatricopeptide repeat-containing protein At4g17915. Gene Ontology annotation, molecular function: protein binding. Bases 457 to 1830 code for a protein of 457 amino acids. The record is from RefSeq and is a predicted model, not a curated record. The transcript has 4 exons. Lineage: Eukaryota; Viridiplantae; Streptophyta; Magnoliopsida; Fabales; Fabaceae.